CAGCAAACAGACUUCAGCGACGCUCAACUGCACUCUCUUACAGGUGAAGCUGGUGAAACGACCCUGGAGGUAGUCAAUGCGCACACCUUCCACCUCCGUCCAGCGCUUUCCCUGCCUUUCUCGCCCUGCUACGGCGCUUUAGAUUCGCCGCCGAGCUGCCCCGCGCCAUCACCGUACUCUGAAUACCUCCACGCACAACCAUGGGCGACUACAAGCUAUCAGCCACCUUGCGAGGCCAUGAAGAUGACGUCCGCAGCGUAGCCUUCCCGUCGCCGGCGUCUAUUGUCUCGGCGUCACGAGAUUCUACGGUCCGGCUAUGGAAGCAGGAGUCCUCCACCCCGCCGACAUAUGACAGCACGAUUAUCAAGACACAUGGCAAGGAGUUUGUGAAUUCGCUUGCUAUCGUACCCCCUUCAUCACAAUUCCCCGAAGGUCUCAUUGCUUCCGGUGGCAAGGACCAGAUCAUCGACGUACGGCAGCCGGGCAAGAGCAUCGAGGACAACGCAGACGCCCUCCUCAUCGGCCACGGCAACAACGUAUGCGCCCUCGAUGUCAGCCAAGAUGGCAAGUACAUUGUCAGCGGCAGCUGGGAUAUGGAGGCGCGUGUCUGGGAAGUAGGCAAGUGGGGAGAGUCGACGACCCUAGGAGAACACGGCGCUGCAGUCUGGGCGGUGCUGGCCUAUGACAGCAACACGGUCAUCACCGGCUGUGCAGAUAAGCAGAUUCGCUUCUUCCAUCCCUCGGGCAACCAAUUGCGGUCGAUACAAGCGCCUGAGGUCGUGCGAGCGCUGUGCCGGCUGCCACCAAACCACCCUUCUGGCGCCCAAUUUGUCUCUGCAGGCAACGACGCUGUCAUCCGUCUAUGGAUGUUGCAGGGCAAGCAGGUCGCCGAGCUGCAUGGUCAUGAGAACUUCAUUUACUCGCUUGCAGUACUUCCCGACGGUGGUAUCGUGAGCGCAGGAGAAGAUCGCACAGUGCGAGUUUGGCAGAACAACCAGUGCGUACAGACCAUCACGCACCCCGCCAUCUCUGUCUGGACAGUCGCAGUCUGCCCCGAGAAUGGUGACAUCGUUUCUGGAGCCAGCGACAAGCUCGUUCGAGUCUUCACGUGCAAUCAGGCACGUUACGCCGCUUCCACCGAGAUCGAGCAGUUCAACGAGGACGUCAAGGGUUCGUCGAUACCACAGCAGACGGUGGGCAACAUCAACAAGGAGCAACUGCCAGGGCCAGAGUUCCUCACACAACGGUCGGGCACUAAGGAGGGUCAGGUGCAGAUGAUCUCAGAGGCCAACGGCAACAUCUCAGCAUACCAGUGGUCAGCAGCUGCGAACGAGUGGGUGAACAUUGGCACUGUUGUCGACUCGGCUGGAAGCGGUGGACGAAAGAUCUCUCACAACGGCAAGGAGUAUGACUACGUUUUCGACGUGGACAUCGAGGACGGCAAGCCCCCACUCAAGCUGCCCUACAAUGUCAGCCAAAAUCACUACGAGGCUGCGCGCAAGUUCAUCGAAGACAAUGAGCUGCCGCUCACAUAUCUCGAUCAAGUCGCGAACUUCAUCGUACAAAACACACAAGGCGCCACAUUAGGCCAGAGCAGCGCACAAGGAGCAGACCCAUGGGGUUCAGAGUCACGCUAUCGCCCUGGAGAUGCCAACGAGGUACGAUCACAGCCGCAACCGACACCAGCAGCACCCAAAAUCCUACCGCAGAAGGAGUACUUGCCCAUUGCAACAGGCAACCACGACGUCAUUUUCAAAAAACUGCAGGAAUUCAACCAAGCACUUGUGAACGAUGGCCAAAAGGGCGUCUCAUUGAACCCUUCUGACAUCGAGCAACUGAGCAAGACAGUCGCUGCUCUAAAGAAGGGUGUCGGCAAGAAUGUCGAACUGGCAGGUGUGGAUCUCCUCCUCAAGGCAGCGACACAAUGGCCCGCAGACAAGCGUCUUCCUGCUCUUGACUUGCUCCGUCUGGCCCUCACCCUUGAGGAACCAUCAGCAUAUCUUGUGUCACCCGAACAAAACCUUGUCAGCGGUCUCGUCGAGUCUGGUGUCUUCUCAGCAGAGUCAUCACCGAACAACACAAUGAUGACAGUUCGUUGUGUCAGCAACUUGCUUCAAACGGAGAAGGGCCGUCUGCUAGCCAGCACAGAGUUCGACAGUAUCCACCCUCUGAUUUCGCCAUUCGUCACAUCGAGCAACCGCAACCUGAUCAUCGCGCUCACCACCCUGUACAUCAACUACUCGGUGCUCCUGACAUCAGAGAACAAUGCCGAUCGGGCAUUGUCACUACUUGACGACCUAGCGAAGAUCCUCAACUCAGCCACCGACUCUGAAGCAAUAUAUCGCGCUCUAGUAGCUACUGGCACGCUCCUCUCCCUGGGCCCCGACUUCUGCGAGGCUGGUAGAGACAUCCUGCAGAUCGGCGACGCCGUUACUCGCGCCGAAAGCAAAGUCAAGGAACCCCGGAUCAAGAACGUGGUUGCGGAGAUUCGGCAAAAGUUGCACGGUUGAGUGUCGUGAAAACUUCCAGCCUAACUUUGCCUCACUGACUUGGCUGGGGUAGACUUUCUGCGCUCUCAGCCUCACUCGUCAAGUGGCCUGGGGUUUGCAGGAUAUGGACAUGGUCGAGUCAAAGAAGCGUCUACGACCGGAGUCGAAGAAUUCACGACUGAUGUAGUUUUGGAGCGACCUAAGACAAUAGAUCAGCUGGACAGCGAACCAGAUUAGUUGGACAGCUAAACAUGAGCAUCAUUGUACAGCGAGCAUAGCAACACAGUAACCGCAUCCUUACGAUGACAGCAAUUGCAUCAGUAUAAG
Macroventuria anomochaeta is the source of this 2816-nucleotide messenger RNA. Its product is annotated as phospholipase A-2-activating protein. Gene Ontology annotation, molecular function: ubiquitin binding. The record is from RefSeq and is a predicted model, not a curated record. Gene Ontology annotation, cellular component: nucleus; cytoplasm. The transcript has a single exon. NCBI's taxonomy places the organism in Eukaryota, Fungi, Ascomycota, Dothideomycetes, Pleosporales, Didymellaceae. Bases 201 to 2510 code for a protein of 769 amino acids. Gene Ontology annotation, biological process: ubiquitin recycling; proteasome-mediated ubiquitin-dependent protein catabolic process.